Messenger RNA from Tinamus guttatus (white-throated tinamou), 390 nucleotides. RefSeq lists its product as uncharacterized. The record is from RefSeq and is a predicted model, not a curated record. Lineage: Eukaryota; Metazoa; Chordata; Aves; Tinamiformes; Tinamidae. Gene Ontology annotation, biological process: maintenance of gastrointestinal epithelium.
AUGGAUCUGAAAGGGAUCUGCGUGCUCUCCCUCAUCCUCGUUGUAGCCCUCAGCACCUUGGCAGAGGCAAAAGUGGCACGAUCAACAAAAUGCCAGUGUAACGUGGCCCCCAAGGAGAGGUCAAAUUGCGGACAUCCAGGAAUCACAUCAGAGGAGUGCCGGAGAGCUGGAUGCUGUUUCAGUGCUUCAGUCCCUGGCGUUCCUUGGUGCUUCACUCCAAAACAAAGGAGAGUCAGGAAAGUAUGCCCUACCAACGUUCGGGCAAGAGUAAACUGCGGCUACCCUGGCAUCACAGCUGAACAGUGCGAAAAGAGGGGCUGCUGCUUCAUGGCACAUCCCGCUGGUGUCCCCUGGUGCUUCUACCGCCGCACAGUGCCAGAGAGUUGUUAA